Neomonachus schauinslandi (Hawaiian monk seal) is the source of this 7073-nucleotide messenger RNA. RefSeq names its product coagulation factor VIII (gene F8). The transcript is spliced from 28 exons. The record is from RefSeq and is a predicted model, not a curated record. Gene Ontology annotation, molecular function: oxidoreductase activity; copper ion binding. Bases 1 to 7062 code for a protein of 2353 amino acids. NCBI's taxonomy places the organism in Eukaryota, Metazoa, Chordata, Mammalia, Carnivora, Phocidae.
AUGCAAACAGAACUCUCUACCUGCUUCUUUCUGUGCCUUUUGCCAUUCAGCUUUAGUGCCACCAGAAGAUACUACCUGGGUGCAGUGGAACUGUCCUGGGACUAUAUGCAAAGUGAACUGCUCAGUGAGCUGCACGUGGACACAAGGUUUUCUCCUAGGGUGCCAAGAUCUUUGCCAUUCAACACAUCAGUCAUGUACAAAAAGACUGUGUUCGUAGAGUUUACAGAUGACCUUUUCAACAUUGCCAAGCCCAGGCCACCAUGGAUGGGUUUGCUGGGUCCUACCAUCUGUGCUGAAGUUUAUGACACAGUGGUCAUUAUACUUAAGAACAUGGCUUCUCAUCCUGUCAGUCUUCAUGCUGUUGGUGUAUCCUAUUGGAAAGCUUCUGAAGGUGCUGAAUAUGAGGAUCAGACCAGCCAAAAGGAGAAGGAAGAUGAUAAAGUCAUUCCUGGUGAAAGCCAUACUUAUGUCUGGCAGGUCCUGAAAGAGAACGGUCCAAUGGCCUCUGAUCCACCAUGUCUCACCUACUCGUAUUUUUCUCAUGUGGACCUGGUGAAAGACCUGAAUUCAGGCCUCAUUGGAGCCCUGCUGGUUUGCAAAGAAGGGAGUCUGGCCAAAGAAAGGACACAGACCUUGCAUGAAUUUGUACUACUUUUUGCUGUAUUUGAUGAAGGGAAAAGUUGGCACUCAGAAACAAAUGAGUCUUUGACACAGGCUUUGGAUCCUGCAUCUGCUCAGGCCCAGCAUGAAAUGCACACAGUCAAUGGCUAUAUAAACAGGUCUCUGCCAGGUCUGACUGGAUGUCACAAGAGAUCAAUCUAUUGGCAUGUGAUUGGAAUGGGCACCACCCCCGAAGUGCACUCAAUUUUUCUAGAAGGUCACACAUUUCUUGUGAGGAACCACCGCCAGGCCUCCUUGGAGAUCUCACCAAUAACUUUCCUUACUGCUCAGACAUUCCUGAUGGACCUUGGCCAGUUUCUACUGUUUUGUCAUAUCCCUUCCCACCAACAUGGUGGUAUGGAAGCUUAUGUCAAAGUAGAUAGCUGCCCAGAGGAACCCCAACUACGGAUGAAAAAUAAUGAAGAAGAGGAAGAUUAUGGUGAUCUUUAUGACUCUGACAUGGACGUGGUUAGCUUUGAUGAUGACAACUCCUCUCCCUUUAUCCAAAUCCGCUCAGUUGCCAAGAAGCAUCCUAAAACUUGGGUCCACUAUAUUGCUGCUGAAGAGGAGGACUGGGACUAUGCUCCCUCAGGCCCCACCCCCAAUGAUAGAAGUUAUAAAAAUCUGUAUUUGAACAAUGGUCCUCAGCAGAUUGGUAGGAAGUACAAAAAAGUCCGAUUUAUGGCAUACACAGAUGAAACAUUUAAGACUCGUGAAGCUAUUCAGUAUGAAUCAGGAAUCCUGGGACCUUUACUUUAUGGAGAAGUUGGAGACACACUGUUGAUUAUAUUUAAGAAUCAAGCAAGCCGGCCUUAUAACAUCUACCCUCAUGGAAUCACUGAUGUCAGUCCUUUGCACUCAGGGAGAUUGCCAAAAGGCAUGAAACAUUUGAAAGAUAUGCCAAUUCUGCCAGGAGAGGUAUUCAAGUAUAAAUGGACAGUGACUGUAGAAGAUGGGCCAACUAAAUCAGAUCCUCGGUGCCUGACCCGAUAUUACUCAAGCUUCAUUAAUCUGGAGAGAGAUCUAGCUUCAGGACUCAUUGGCCCUCUACUCAUCUGCUACAAAGAAUCUGUAGAUCAAAGAGGAAACCAGAUGAUGUCGGACAAGAGAAAUGUCAUCCUGUUUUCUGUAUUUGAUGAGAAUCGAAGCUGGUACCUCACAGAGAAUAUGCAGCGCUUCCUCCCCGAUGCAGAUGUAGUGCAGCCCCAUGAUCCAGAGUUUCAAGUCUCUAACAUCAUGCACAGCAUCAAUGGCUAUGUUUUUGACAACUUGCAGCUGUCAGUUUGUUUGCAUGAGGUGGCAUACUGGUACAUUCUAAGUGUUGGAGCACAAACUGACUUCCUGUCUGUCUUCUUCUCUGGAUAUACCUUCAAACACAAAAUGGUCUAUGAAGACACACUUACCCUAUUCCCAUUCUCAGGAGAAACUGUCUUCAUGUCAAUGGAAAACCCAGGUCUGUGGGUUCUGGGGUGCCACAACUCAGACUUUCGGAACAAAGGCAUGACAGCCUUACUGAAGGUUUCUAGUUGUAACAGGAACAUUGGUGAUUAUUAUGAGGACACAUAUGAAGAUGUUCCAAUUUCCCUGCUGAAUGAAAACAAUGUCAUUGCACCCAGAAGCUUCUCCCAGAAGUCAAGGCACCCUAGCACCAAGCAAAAGCAAUUCAAAGUCACCACAACUCCAGAAAAUGACAUAGAGAAGAUUGACCCUCAGUCUGCAGAAAGAACACCGCUGCUUAAAGCACAGAGUGUCUCCUCUCGUGAUUUGUUGAUGCUGCUAGGACAGAAUCCUACUCCACAUGGAUUAUUCUUAUCUGAUCUCCAAGAAGCCACACAUGAAGCUGAUGGUCAUUUACUUGGAGCAGUAGAAGGAAACAAGGCCCCAUCUGAAGUGGCAAGUCUCAGAUCAGAGCUCCAUCACAGUGGGGACAGAGUAUUUACUCCUAAGCCAGAACUGCAAUUAAGAUUAAAUGAGAAUUUGGGGACAACUGUAACAGUAGAGUUGAAUAAACCUGAUUUAAAGAUUUCUAGUUCAUCAGACAGUCUAAUGACUUCACCAACAAUUCCAUCAGACAAGUUGGCAGCAAGUCCUGAAAAGACAGAUUCCUUAGAACCCCCAAAUGUGUCAGUUCACUUUAAUAAUCAUUUAGGUACCACUGUAUUUGGCAAAAAUUCAUCUCACCUUAUUCAGUCUGGUGUACCUUUGGGCUUGAGUGAAGGAGAUAAUGAUUCCAAGUUGUUAGAAGCAGCUUUAAUGAAUAGUCAAGAAAGUUCACUGGGAGAAAAUGUAUUAUCAAUGGAGAGUAAUAGGUUAUUUAAAGAAGAAAGAGUUCGUGGACCUGCUUCAUUAAUCAAAGAUAAUGCUUUAUUCAAAGUUAAUAUCUCUUUGGUAAAGACAAACAAGACAUCAAUUAACUCAACAAUUAAUAGAAAGACUCAUGUUGAUGUCCCAACAUUAUUUAUUGAGAACAGUACAUCAGUCUGGCAAGAUACUAUAUUAGAAAGUAAUACUGAGUUACAAGAAGUGACUUCUUUGAUUCAUAAUGAAACAUUUAUGGACAGAAAUAUUACAGCUUUGGGGCUAAAUCAUGUGUCAAAUAAAACCACUUCAUCAAAAAAUGUGGAAAUGGCCCACCAAAGAAAAGAAGGCCCUGGGCCACUAGGUACAGAAAAUCCAGAUCUAUCAUUCUUCAAGAUACCGUUCUUGCCAGAUUCAGCAAAUUGGUUAAAAAGGACCCAUGGCAAGAACUCCCUAAGCUCUGAGCAAAGGCCCAGUCCAAAACAAUUAACAUCUUUAGGAUCAGAAAAAUCUGUGAAAGAUAAGAAUUUUUUGUCAGAGGAGAAAGUGGUAAUAGGAGAGGAUGAAUUUACAAAGGACAUAGGACUCAAAGAGAUUAUUUUUCCAAAGAGCAAGAGCAUAUUUUUUACUAAUUUGGCUAAUGUCCAAGAAAAUGAUACAUACAAUCAAGAAAAAAAAUCUCAGGAAGAGAUAGAAAGAAAGGAAAAAUUAACCCAAGAGAAUAUGGUUUUGCCUCAGGUAUAUACAGUGAUUGGCACUAAGAAUUUCCUGAAGAACCUUUUCUUACUAAGCACUAAGCAAAAUGUAGAAGGUUUAGAUGAGCAGCCAUAUACUCCAAUACUUCAAGACACCAGGUCAUUAAAUGAUUCAGCACAUAGAGAAGGGAUUCACAUGGCCAACUUCUCAAAAAUAAGGGAAGAAGCAAACUUGGGAGGCCUGGGAAAUCAAACAAAGCAAAUGGUAGAGAGAUUUCCAAGCACUACAAGGAUGUCUCCUAAUCCAAGUCAGCAUCUUAUCACUCAACGUGGUAAGCGGGCUUUGAAAGAACCCAGACUCUCACUAGAAGAAAUAAAAUUUGAAAGGUGGGUAAUUUUGAAUGACACCUCAACCCAGUGGUCCAAAAACAUGAACCAUUUGACCCAGGGCACCCUCACAAAGAUAGAGUACAAUGAGAAAGAAAAAAGAGCCAUUACUCAGUCCCUCCUAUCAGAUUGUUCUAUGAGGAUUCAUGGCCUUAUUCAAAUGAAUGAUUCUGCAUUACCUAUUGCAAAAGUAUCAGCAUUUCCAUCAAUUAGACAUACAGAUCUGACCAAGAUCCCAUCCCAAGACAGCUCCUCUCAUCUUCCAGCAUCAGCCUGUAAUUAUACCUUUAGGGAGAGGAGUUCUAGGGUCCAAGAAAGGAGUCAUUUCUUACAAGAAGCCAAAAGAAAUAACCUUUCUUUAGCCUUCCUAACCUUAGAAAUGAUUGGAGGUCAAGGAAAGUUCAGCUCCAUGGGGAAAAGUGCCACAAACCAACCCCCGUACAAGAAACUUGAAAACACUCUUCUCUUGAAACCAGGCUUGUCUAAAACAUCUGGCAAAGUUGAAUUACUGCCUAAAGUUCAUGUUCAUCAAGACUCUUUACCUACAAAAACUAGCAAUGAUUCUCCUGGCCACCUGGAUCUCAUGGAAAAGAUCUUUCUUCAGAAAACACAGGGACCUGUUAAAUUGAAUAAAACAAAUAGACCUGGAAAAGUGCCCUUUCUGAAAUGGGCAACAGAAAGCUCUGAGAAGAUUCCCUCCAAGCUGCUGGGUCCCCUUGCUUGGGAUAACCACUCUGCUACCCAGAUACCAAGAGAAGAGUGGAAAUCCCAAAAGAAGUCACAGAAAAACACUGCUUUUAAGAGAAAGGACACCAUUUUGCCCCUGGGCCCUUGUGAAAAUAAUCAUUCAAUAACAGCAAUAAAUGAAGAACAAGAUAAGCCCCAAAGAGAAGCCACCUGGGCAAAGCAAGGAGGGACUGGAAGGUUGUGCUCUCAAAACCCACCAGUCUCAAAACGCCAUCAAAGGGAAAUAACCCUUAGUACUCUUCAGCCAGAGGAAGACAAAUUUGAGUAUGAUGACACUUUCUCAAUUGAAAUGAAGAGAGAAGAUUUUGACAUCUAUGGUGAAGAUGAAAAUCAGGGCCUCCGCAGCUUUCAAAAGAGAACACGACACUAUUUCAUUGCUGCAGUGGAGCGUCUCUGGGAUUAUGGGGUUCAUGGGGUGCCACACCUUAUAAGAGACAGGGCUCAAGGUAUGGAUGUCCCUCAGUUCAAGAAGGUGGUUUUUCAGGAAUUUACUGAUGGAUCCUUUACUCAGCCCUUAUACCGUGGAGAACUAAACGAACACUUGGGACUCGUGGGACCAUAUAUAAGAGCAGAAGUUGAAGACAAUAUCAUGGUAACUUUCAAAAACCAGGCCUCUCGUCCCUACUCCUUCUAUUCUAGCCUUAUUUCUUAUGAGGAAGAUCAGAGGCAAGGAGCAGAACCUAGAAGAAAGUUUGUCAACCCUAAUGAAACCAAAAUUUACUUUUGGACAGUGCAACAUCAUAUGGCACCCACUAAAGAUGAGUUUGACUGCAAAGCCUGGGCUUAUUUUUCUGAUGUUGAUCUGGAAAAAGAUGUGCACUCAGGCUUGAUUGGACCCCUUCUGAUCUGCCGCAGCAACACACUGAACCCUGCUCACGGGAGACAAGUGACAGUGCAGGAAUUUGCUCUGUUUUUCACUAUUUUUGAUGAGACUAAGAGCUGGUACUUCACUGAAAACCUGGAAAGGAACUGCAGAGCUCCCUGCAAUAUCCAGAAGGAGGAUCCCACUCUUAAAGAAAAUUACCGCUUCCAUGCAAUCAAUGGCUAUGUGAGGGAUACACUACCUGGCUUAGUAAUGGCUCAGGAUCAAAAGAUUCGAUGGUAUCUGCUCAGCAUGGGCAGCAAUGAAAACAUCCAUUCUAUUCAUUUCAGUGGACAUGUGUUCACUGUACGGAAAAAAGAGGAAUAUAAAAUGGCAGUCUACAACCUCUAUCCAGGUGUUUUUGAGACUGUGGAAAUGCUACCAUCCAAAGUUGGAAUUUGGCGGAUAGAAUGCCUUAUUGGCGAACACCUACAAGCUGGGAUGAGCACUCUUUUUCUGGUGUACAGCAAAAAGUGUCAGACUCCACUGGGAAUGGCUUCUGGACGCAUUCGAGAUUUUCAGAUUACAGCUUCAGGACAAUAUGGACAGUGGGCCCCAAAGCUGGCCAGACUUCAUUAUUCCGGAUCAAUCAAUGCCUGGAGCACCAAGGAUCCCUUUUCCUGGAUCAAGGUGGAUCUGUUGGCACCAAUGAUUAUUCACAGCAUCAUGACCCAGGGUGCCCGUCAGAAGUUCUCCAGCCUCUACAUCUCUCAGUUUAUCAUCAUGUAUAGUCUUGAUGGAAAGAAGUGGCAUAGUUAUCGAGGGAAUUCCACUGGGACCUUAAUGGUCUUCUUUGGCAAUGUGGAUUCAUCUGGGAUAAAACACAAUAUUUUUAACCCUCCAAUUAUUGCUCGGUACAUCCGUUUGCACCCAACACAUUACAGCAUCCGCAGCACUCUUCGCAUGGAGCUGAUGGGCUGUGAUUUAAACAGUUGCAGCAUGCCACUGGGGAUGGAGAAUAAAGCAAUAUCGGAUGCCCAGAUUACUGCCUCAUCCUACUUAAACAGCGUGUUUGCCACUUGGUCUCCUUCACAAGCCCGAUUACACCUCCAGGGAAGGACUAACGCCUGGAGACCUCAGGCAAAUAAUCCAAAAGAGUGGCUGCAAGUGGACUUCCAGAAGAUAAUGAGAGUCACAGGAAUAACCACACAGGGGGCAAAAUCGCUCCUUACCAGCAUGUAUGUGAAGGAGUUCCUCAUCAGCAGUAGUCAAGAUGGCCACGACUGGACUCUUUUUCUUCACAAUGGCAAAGUAAAGGUUUUUCAGGGAAAUCAAGACUCUUUCACACCUGUGGUGAACUCUCUAGACCCGCCACUACUGACUCGCUACCUUCGAAUUUACCCCCAGAGCUGGGCACGCCAGAUUGCCCUGAGGCUGGAGGUUCUGGGCUGUGAGGCACAGCAGCUGUCCUGAGGGUCCAGCAC